Molecule: messenger RNA, 2394 nt
Organism: Eruca vesicaria subsp. sativa (arugula)
Lineage: Eukaryota; Viridiplantae; Streptophyta; Magnoliopsida; Brassicales; Brassicaceae
Source: the annotation of a GenBank genome assembly
AUGGAGGAUGGAACCAAGACUACACCCACUGUUUACAUCAAUUGCGUCGACACAUUACAGUAUUCCUUCGCCAGCCACCUCUCCAUGGAACUCCGACGGAAAGGUAUUUCUACAAUAUUUGUUAACUCCAACGGGGCUCUCGAUGUGAUAGAAGAAGCUAGCGCUUCGGUGAUUAUUUUCUCUAAGGACUGCUUAUCUUCUGCGUCAUACCUGGACAAGCUCGUUACGGUACUCCAAUGGCAGAGGGAAAAAAAGAUGCUGGUGGUUCCAGUCUUCUAUGGCAUUAGUCCAUCAGACAUUGUGGUGGUGCCGGAGGAGCACGGGUCAGAUGAUCGAAUAAGAGAAUGGAGUAGUGCGCUCAAAGAACUAAGAAAAUUACCACCUCACCAGUCUAGGGAAGGAUGCGACGAUUCUGAACUUGUAGAUGAGAUUGUCAAAACUGUUUAUGAGAAACUCUUUCCCACGAAAAAAAUUGGAAUCAACUCGAGGCUGCUGGAGUUCGAAAACUUGGUAAGCAAGCAACCAUGGGGUAUCCGUCGGAUAGGAAUGUGGGGAAUGCCUGGAAUUGGCAAGACAACGCUUGCUAAGACAGUUUUUGACCAAAUUUCUAGAAGCUACGAAGCUUCUUGUUUUAUCAAACACUUUGACGAAGCUUUCCAUGAGAAGGGAAUUCAUUCUUUGUUGGAGGAACAUUUUGGGAAAACUUUGAAAGAAUUGCGACGCAUCCCUAGUGACAAGUUAAACGAGAAGAGAACUCUUGUUGUUCUAGACGAUGUGCAGAAUGCUUCAGCUGCCGAGUCUUUCCUCAGAGGGGUUCACUGGUUUAGCCCGGGAAGCCUAAUAAUCAUAACCUCUAGAGAUAAACAAGUGUACCGCCAUUGUCAGAUAAAUCAUGUGUAUGAGGUUCAGAGCUUAAACGAGAAGGAGUCUCUGCAGCUAUUUUCUCAGUGUGCAUUUGGUAAUGACACAAGAUAUCAAGAACUCCUGGAACUGUCAAUGGAAGUGAUUGACUAUGCUAGUGGAAAUCCAUUCGCUCUCAGCUAUUACGGGAAAGAGCUCCAAGGAAAGAAAUUGUCCGAUACGAAGAUCACAUUCCUCGAGCUCAAGCGACGCACGCAGGAUAAGAUUCAUGAUUUAUUCAGGAGAAGCUACGACGCACUGAAUGACAAGGAGAAGAACAUUUUUCUGGACAUUGCUUGUUUCUUCAAGGGAGAAGAUGUUGAUUAUGUGAUGCAUCUGCUUGAAGGAUGUGGCUUUCUUCCACAUGUUGGGAUCGAUGUUCUUGUGGAGAAGGCUCUGGUGACUAUUUCAGACAAAAGAGUGAACAUGCAUAAUCUCAUCCAAGACUUUGGCCGAGAAAUCAUCAGCGAGAGGCUUAGCAGACUGUGGGAACCUUGGAGCAUCAAAUCUCUACUUGAAGAUGACGAAUUCAAAGAAGAACGUGCACUGGACACUGAAGACAUAGAAGGCAUAUAUCUAGACACAUCGAAUUUACUCGUUGAUGUGAAGCCCACUGCUUUUAAUAAUAUUUUUGGCCUAAGGCUCCUUAAGAUCUACGGUUCCAGUUACGGAAAAGAUAGUGGACUUCGCCUUCCCAAAGGACUUGAGUCUCUGCCUAAAGAGCUAAGACUCCUCCACUGGGAGAACUAUCCUUUGAAAUCCUUGCCCCGAGACUUUGACCCAUGCCACCUUGUUCAACUCAAUUUGUCUUACAGUCAGCUUCAUAAACUUUGGGAAGGAACUAAGAAUCUCAAGAUGCUGAAGGUGGUCAGGCUUUGUCAUUCUCAGCAGCUAACUGAUAUAAGCGAUCUUUGUACAGCUAAAGAUCUCGAGGUGUUAGAUCUCCGAGGGUGUACACAACUGCAGAGAUUUCCAGCCAUGGGUCAGUUACGGCAUCUCAGAGUUGUGAAUCUUUCAGGUUGCACAGGGAUCAGAAGUUUCCCAGAGGUUUCACCAAAUAUUAAGGAACUAUAUCUACAGGGAACUGGUAUUAGAGAUUUACCAGUAUCCACUGUCACCCUCUCUCGGCAAGUUAAGCUUAACAGAGAUCUCCCCAAUCUUCUAAAAGAAUUUCCAGAGGUUUCAGAUGUUUUAAACCAUGAGCGACUAACAAGCCUAAUCAAACCCGUGUCAGCGCAACCACAUCUUGGUAAACUUGUUCGCCUGAAUAUGAAAGAUUGUGUUCAUUUGACAAGUCUGCCUGACAUGGCUGAUUUAGAAUCUCUUCAAGUUCUUGAUCUGUCUGGAUGCUCGAAGCUCAGCGUUAUUCAGGGUUUCCCACGAAACCUGAAAGAAUUAUAUCUUGCUGGGACGUCCAUAAAAGAAUCUCCACAGCUUCCCUUGAGUAUUGAAAUCUUGAAUGUACAUGGUUGUGUGUCUCGAGCAGCUUCCUAA